This is a messenger RNA of Lutra lutra (Eurasian river otter), 3624 nucleotides long. RefSeq names its product VPS9 domain containing 1 (gene VPS9D1). Gene Ontology annotation, molecular function: small GTPase binding; guanyl-nucleotide exchange factor activity. Lineage: Eukaryota; Metazoa; Chordata; Mammalia; Carnivora; Mustelidae. Gene Ontology annotation, cellular component: endocytic vesicle; cytosol. The coding region runs from base 955 to 2919 and encodes 654 amino acids. The record is from RefSeq and is a predicted model, not a curated record. The transcript is spliced from 15 exons. Gene Ontology annotation, biological process: vesicle-mediated transport.
CCGCGCGCUGUGGGCCGCAGUCCGCGGGGACGGAGCGGAGACGCCGGUUCCGUCGGGCGGGGCCGGGCUCAGCGAGCCGCCCUCCGCAGCCGACCGGCGGGCAGUCCGCGCGGGCCGGCGGCAGCUCUCCUCGGGCUCCCGGAGGGGCAACAUCCGGGAAGGCGGACCGGCCGCGCCCGUGCGGAGGAGGCGGGAGCGCCGGCCCGCGCGGGGCGGCCCGCGGGUGCGGGUCCGGAGGGCGGCGCCGGCCGGAGGAGCAGGCCGGGCCGCGUCGGGUCGCCCGGGAAUGGCAUCUGCUUCCUCGGGGCGCUGCCCUCCCCAAGCCCGGUUUCCGGGACCGCAGCUGCCCCACCCCCCGGUCAGAAACCGUUUCCGAGCCCGCCGUGUCCUUCCCGCGGAGCUGUGGACCUGGGGAAGGUUCACCUGCGGCCCCGGGCGUCCUGCGGUGCUUCGAGAGCCUGGCGCUCUGGCUCGGAGCCCGGCAGACCCUGGGCAGUGGCGAUACUCUCGUGCUCGAGACUGCGGGCUCGGGAGCGGGACUGACCAGGACCGCAGCCAGACGGUGAUUCUGAGAUGUGCGGCAUCGGGCCCUCGGGAGCCUCCCAGGAAAAUUGUGGUUUUUUAAGCCACGGACUAAGGAGCCCCCGAGUCGCCCAGGAAGGCCACCUGUUGCAGACAGGGCCGUGGGGGCUGCUUCUCCGGCGCAGGGAAGGAGAAGCUCCGUUCUUGCCGCGCUGGGGGCUGCAGUGAGCGGAGGGGUGGGUGCCCUUCAAGUCAAGAGAAGAGGGACUCUGUGCAGGACAGGACCCAGCGCCUGGAGGAGCGACCCGCUCAUUACCUCAGGAGGCGUACGCGGAGUACCUGAGGAGCAUCCACUACAUCUCCCAGGUGCUGCUGGAAGAAGUGGAAACCACCAAAGAAGGUGGAGACACUGUGGCCCCAGACACCUCAAAGAUGCUGAAACUGGCUGAGCAGUGUCUGGAGAGGGCCCAGUCGACAGCUGCCCAGCUCGGGAAAACACACCUGAAGCCCGCUGUGCCCGUGGCUGCUCCGGGCCCCGCAUCCACCAGUCGACAUCGCCGGGUGUACUCAGAUGAAGGGGGUAAACUAUCUCCAUUUCUGCCGCCCGAGAUCUUCCAGAAGCUUCAGGUGGUGGAGUCACAAGGUUCUAAGAAGGAGCUGACACCUCUGGAGGAGGCGUCUCUGCAGAACCAGAAGCUGAAGGCCGCCUACGAGGCACGGAUGGCCCGUCUGGACCCCAGCCAGGCCGUGCAGAAGACCUCCCUGACCUUGUCCCUGCAACGACAGAUGCUGGAGAACCUUGUGAUCGCCAAAGCCCGGGAGGAGACACUGCACAGGAAGAUGGAGGAGCGCCGGCUACGGCUCCAGGAGGCAGCCAACAGGUGCGUCUCCUCCCAUGGGUCUGGGGACAGCCCAGAGGACUGGUGGGGACUGCUGCCCCUGCCCCUAAGCCCUGAGGCUCCCAGCUGGGUCUUUCUCCCCAGGAGGUUCUGCAGUCAAGUCGCCCUGACCCCAGAGGAGCGGGAGCAGCGGGCCCUCUAUGCCGCCAUUCUCGAGUACGAGCAAGACCACGACUGGCCGAAGCACUGGAAGGCCCAGCUCAAGAAAAGCCCAGGGGACCUGUCGCUAGUGACCAGCCUGGUCUCCCACCUGCUCAGUGGCCGCCUUCUGCCUUCUGAGAGGGGCAGGUCCGGCUUUAUCAGCCAUAUGCACUCCCAAGGAAGCCACGGAGCUGCUUCUCCGAGCAUCCCCGACCACCCCAUCUCGCAGCUCCUGAAGAAGCUCCAGUGUGCGGUGUACCAGACGCUAUACCCCCUCGUCAGCAGGGCCGCUGUAGGCACUGCCUCCACCCCCGGCUGCUGCUCUCUGCCCCCGGAUGCUGACGGGCUGCUGGCCCCUGGAAGCCGGCGACUCCGGCCCUCGCACAGCCUCUACUGCAUGCUCUCCCCUGCGGAGCCCAGCCCGGCCCCACGGCCCCCGGAGGGAACCCACGCCAGUCCCCCUGUGCCCCCUCCUCACGCUGGCGCCCCAGACAGAGGACCAGACAGCAGCCCCGCGGGGCCUUCCUCGCCCCUGGCUCACAGCUGGACUGGUGUGCAGGGCAAAGACAGCUCCUUUGAGGACCUCGAACACUUCUUGGCUACUUCUGAGGGGUGGGGCCGGGGGCGAGGGUGGCCACCUGAGCCCCAGACAACGGGCGUGAAGAAGGAGCCACUGCAGGAGCAGCUGAAGAGCACCGUGAAGGACAUACACGACGCCAUCGACAGGCUACUCUCGCUGACCCUCCUGGCUUUCGAAGGCCUGAAUGCAACCUCCUCCAAAGACCGAUGCCUGGCCUGCAUCGAGGAGCCCUUCUUCUCUCCACUCUGGCCCCUGCUGCUGGCGCUCUAUAGGAGUGUGCACCGCCUCCGUGAGGCCGCCUUGAGCAGGAGCAUGGAACUCUACAGGAAUGCAUCCCCGGCCGCCAUAGGCAUUCCCAGGAAGCUGCUCCCCCGGGACCUGGAGGCCUUGGGCGCCGGUGCUUACCCCUACUGCGCAGCAGCCCAAGAGCUGGGCUUGCUGGUCCUGGAGAGCUGUCCGCAGAAGAAGCUGGAGUGCAUUGUGCGUGUGCUGCGGGUCAUCUGCGCCUGCGCCGAGGAUUACUGCCGUGCCCAGGAGGCCGCCCCUGAGGCCAGACCCCUGCUGGGUGCCACAGCCAUUGGUGCCGAUGACCUGCUGCCCAUCUUGUCCUUUGUGGUGCUGAGAAGUGGCCUCCCCCAGUUGGUGUCGGAGUGCGCGGCCCUGGAGGAGUUCAUCCAUGAGGGGUACCUGAUUGGAGAGGAGGGCUACUGCCUGACCUCACUGCAGAGUGCCCUGAACUACGUGGAACUGCUGCCCCGAGGGGCUCUGGGCAAGUAGAGGAGGACACGACCCACUGAGGACCGUCCAGGAGUUACCCGCUCUUGAGGGGCAGUAGGCCAGCUGUGCUGGGGCUCUGCUGCUCUCACACCUGCCCUAACCUGACAUCUGUCCCCAGGGACUUGACGAGACACCUCUGUUCCUCAGAGGAUAGAGCUGAGCUCAACCAGCUCCUAGGAAAUAGGCCUGAGAGGCCCCAUGCAGGAGCAGCAGACGCUGGACUCCCCUGGGACCCACACACGACUCCUCACAGCCCCGCAUCUCCAUGGUUGGGAGGGGACCCUGGGCCUGGCAGAGGGCAGGUGUGGUUUCUCUCCCUUCCCAUUCCCUGUGACAGUGAGCUUCCAGCACCGGUGUCUGGUUAGGGUCAAGAAGAGGGCCUGUCCCCGCCCCCUGCCUCCCACCCAGUGGGACCCAGGUGGUUUGAAACCAUGCUAUUUACUACUGGGCACUGAUCACUCCAUUCUGCCCUGGAGCCCAGGCACACCCAGGGCUCCCACCUGUGUCUGGGGCCUCUGAGCUGCUCCAGCCCUUGGCGUGGUAAGCACUGGACUUGCGGGGACCCCUGGCCAAUUUCCAUCCCCACAUGUCCUCUCCUGGGUGAGGGUGAACCUGAGGGUCAGUGCCUGUCUGCCGCCCAGUGUCCACUCUGUCACAUGCCCCAAGAAGCCACUGACACCGCUAACAAUAAAGAGGUCACUGGUA